AUUAGAAGUUGGUUGAUCUUUAAGGAGAAAGUGUAUGGCUCUUGGUGCACCAAUAUCGUUUAAAUCUUGUGAAUAUUAUGUAGCUAAAUGCGAAAUAUUUAUCGCAGGGGCAUGAUACAAGAAGUCGUCUUAUCUCUCGUUCUGUCUAUAUAACUCUAUCACGAUUUACCUUUUAACUUCUCACUAAGUCACAAUGAGACAACUGUUGGUGAUAGUCCUAGCUGUCGGGGCUUUGGCACUUGUUAUUGCUGAGAGAUGCAGUCACGUGGAUUCUUGUAAAGUGACUCUCUGUCCAAAUAAUUCCACGCACCUGUCCUGUCAUAGCGGUCGUUGUACAUGUGACGCUUCACAGACAUGCAGCGAUAUACUGGACUGUGCAGCCAUUGGUCGUUGUCAUGACAGCAAGUACCAUUAUCACUGCGUGGAGACUGUGUGCAAAUGUAUCCCCGACUACAUUGGAAAAUAAAUAC
This is a messenger RNA of Saccostrea echinata, 470 nucleotides long. Its product is annotated as serine protease inhibitor Cvsi-1-like. The record is from RefSeq and is a predicted model, not a curated record. NCBI's taxonomy places the organism in Eukaryota, Metazoa, Mollusca, Bivalvia, Ostreida, Ostreidae. The transcript has 3 exons. Bases 194 to 466 code for a protein of 90 amino acids.